Molecule: messenger RNA, 1050 nt
Organism: Fonsecaea erecta
Lineage: Eukaryota; Fungi; Ascomycota; Eurotiomycetes; Chaetothyriales; Herpotrichiellaceae
Exons: 1
Coding region: 1-1050 (349 amino acids)
Biological process (GO): glutathione biosynthetic process
Cellular component (GO): glutamate-cysteine ligase complex
Molecular function (GO): glutamate-cysteine ligase catalytic subunit binding; enzyme regulator activity
Source: RefSeq, a predicted model, not a curated record
AUGUCCUCGGGACACCCCGUGGUGCGGCGACCACGCUUCUCGCGAUCGAACAUCGAGCUCAUCAACUCGCUGCGCGCCAAUUUCACCUCGUUCAAACACUACUCUCCUGCCCCUGCAGCCGCUGCCGGCGGCACCACCACCACAGCUGAGACCUUUAUCCCUCCCGUCUGGACGACGCAGGAGAACGAUACACUCUACGUGCCGUCCUGGCGGCCAACCCCGCUCGUCGAGCCCCGCGACGCUUACGACGUGACCUGCAAACUGUUUUUCCUCCCCGGCAUCCCGAGCACGCGGCGGUGCCGACACACACGAGAAGCCAUCGACCUGGUCCUGAAAGAGCUGGGCGUGGACACCAUUGAUCUGUUGAUCAUUUCAUACCCCGGAGUGACCUUUGACGCCGAUGAUGAAGAACAAGAGGAGGGGGAGGAGAACGGCGACCGGGACGAUGACGAAGGAGUAGUAGAAGACGAUGAAGCAGAGGAGCAGGCCUCCGCAGACGAAAACCCCAGCGAGGCCACCGACGAGUCGGAGGAGAGCCUGGAGGCGCAGGUGCAGACCUGGCAAGUGCUCGAGUCGCUGCACGACACGGGCGUCAUUUCGCAGCUCGGGGUGUCCGAGUUCAGUUCAGAGCGGCUGGCGAAAUUCCUGCCCGAGGUCCGCAUCCGGCCACGGGUGGACCAGAUCAACGUCAAGGACUGCUGCGUCGUGCCCAAGUCGCUGAUCAUGUUCGCAAAGGAGAAUAAGAUCGAGCUGUUGACACAUGCCGACUGCAUGGACAUUCUGCCGUCCGGCACGACGAGGGAACUGUUGGGGCCCGGCAAAGACGGUGCCGGCAUCCUGGCGGCGCACCCGGAGGGCGGACCCGACGAGCCUGGCUUGAAGGGCGACAUCGAGCCCCAGUGGGUCAUCAAGUAUACCGCCGUGGUGAAGAACCGCGGCGUCAUUGAGAACAAAGGGUAUUUUGCCAUGGCGCAGCUGGGGAGCUGUAUCGAAGAGAAGCAGCCCGCCGGGGACGCAGCAGCAGCAGCACUUUCCCGGAGUCAACAAUAG